Messenger RNA from Perkinsus marinus ATCC 50983, 699 nucleotides. RefSeq names its product AP-3 complex subunit mu, putative. Gene Ontology annotation, cellular component: cytoplasmic vesicle. The transcript has 5 exons. Gene Ontology annotation, biological process: endocytosis. The coding region runs from base 1 to 699 and encodes 232 amino acids. The record is from RefSeq and is a predicted model, not a curated record. NCBI's taxonomy places the organism in Eukaryota, Perkinsozoa, Perkinsida, Perkinsidae.
AUGCUAGGCAAGUUCAUCGCAGCAGUAGCAGGGACGUCGGCCAAGAUGGCCACUGAUCGUCAACAGGCCGUAGCACUCCCUUCUGCUAACCUUAGUCUUGGUGUUCUGUCAGCACCCUCGGGCUCUCCUGCUCCUAACUUCCUUACUUCUGCUGUAUCCACUAUGAUGACUGGAGUCACCAACGCUAUGGCUGUAUCAUCGGGUGCAUUAGCCCAAGUCUCUCAGAAGGAAGCUACAAUCGACAUAGGUGGCCAGUAUUGGUGGCGUCCCACCCCUCCUAGCUACACUACCAACGAGCUCUAUAUGGAUGUGGUAGAGACUAUCAACUGUAUAGUAGAUGAAGGGGGAACUAUCCUCGAUGCUGAUGUGACCGGGGAUAUAUCAGUGAUAUCCCGACUCAGUGGUCCAUGCCCUCACGCAUUACUCACUGUCCGCAACCCUCAUCUCUUUUCUAACGGCAAGGUCAAAUUCCAUCCAUGUGUCGAUGUAGAGAGAUGGCAUGAGGAACAGAAGAUGUCAUUCGUCCCUGCUGAUGGGCAAUACUCCCUCUGCACCUACUACAUCCCAAUACUAGCCGAUCCCUCAACUCGUCUACUGCCCUUACAGCUCGAUCUCAAGGCAGCACCUUGUCCGCCUAUAUGUUACUCACUGAUGGGGAUCUCUCACAGGUUUCAUUUGAUAGAGGUGGCGGCCAUAUAG